GCAUGUGAUCAGUCAUGGAUUGGCCUUGUCUGUAAGCGCUGCUCUGAGAUCAGCUGUUGGAGAGCUGCUGCCUCUCAUUACACACUGAUCUCUCUCUCUCUCUCUCUGUGUUUACUGUCUCUCUCUCUCUCUUUCUCCGUCUACCUGCCUCAGAAGGAGAGAGCGAACGACAUUACACAAGCCUUCAAAUACGUCUCCCUGUCCAGCUCUUGGGAUUUUUAAAGGGUCUUGGAUUUAAAGCUUUAUUUUCAUAUACAUUCAUCCUUAUGGAGCUGAUCUGACUCUUCUUCAGCCUGUUGCUGCGUGAUUGAGCUGCUGGGUCAGGGGAUUUUGGGCUAGGGGUAGUUAUAUUGCCGCCGUCUGCGGGGCGGGGGGGACACGCAUGCCGCAUGCUGCAGAUGGUACGGACCCUCGCCCAGUUCACCAUCACCCUGGAGGAGAUGCAGGAGAGCGGAGAGAGCAUCAGUGAUGAUGGUGGAGGUGUGGGUGAAGAGGUGGAGCGCUCCGUCACUGCCGAGCCCAAUGGAAACGGCAUUGUGGGAAACACUGGAGCUCCUCAGACCAUUGCUGAGGAUAUGAGAAGACAUGUGAUGAUGAAUCUGCUGGACGCUGAACAGUCUUACGUGGAGUCUCUGCGCACACUCAUUCAGGGCUACAUGAAGCCGCUGAAGCAUCCAGAAAACCCGCCUUUGUGUGACCCGUCACUUGUGGACGAGAUGUUUUACCAGAUCCCAGAAAUCCUGGAGCACCAUGAGCAGUUUCUGGAGCAGGUGCUGGACUGUGUUCACCAGUGGCACGACAAGCAGACCAUCGGACACGUGCUCAUUCAGUCGUUUUCCAAAGAGACUCUGGCUAAUAUUUAUUCUGCAUACAUCGACAAUUUCAUGAACGCCAAAGACGCUGUGAGAAUCGCCAAGGAGGCCAAACCUGCUUUCCUCAAGUUUCUGGAGCAAAGCAUGCGUGAGAACAGAGAGAAACAAGCUCUGGGUGACCUGAUGAUAAAGCCGGUUCAGAGAAUCCCUCGAUACGAGCUGCUGGUCAAGGAUCUGCUGAAACACACUCCUGAGGAUCAUCCAGAUUACCUGUUUCUGUUGGAUGCUCAGAAGAACAUCAAGCGUUUGGCGGAGCGGAUCAACAAGGGCAGACGCAGUGCAGAGGAGCUGGAGAGAGAAACACGCGUCAUGCAGGAGAUCGAGGCGCACAUCGAGGGUGUAGAACAUAUCCUAAACCCACAGAGAAAGUUCCUGAGACAAGAGAUGGUGGUGGAAGCGAAAACGGUGGGCGGGAAGAAGGACCGCUCUCUGUUUCUGUUCAGCGAUCUGCUGAUCUGCACCACACUCAAGAGGAAAUCUGGCUCUCUGCGCAGGAGCUCCAUGAGUUUAUAUUCUGCUGCUAGUGUCAUCGACACCUCCAGUAAAUACAAGUUCCUGUGGAAACUGCCUUUAGAAGACAUAGAGGUGGUGAAAGGUUCUAAUCAAGCCACUAACAGAGAAAAUGUCCAGAAAACCAUCAGUCGUCUGGAUGAAGAUCUCAGCACACUUGGACAAGUCAGCAAACUGUCAGAAACACUCAGUUUCCCCCAUCAGAGUUUGGACGAUGUGAUUAAGGAUCUGAUGGCGUCGGUUCACCGUGAGCUGGCCGAGAAGCAGUCUCUGGCCUUCAGCAUGACUUUACUGCCCACUAAACUGGAGCUGAGCUGCACUUCAGCCGAGAGCAGCUUCAUCUUUGAGUUCAGCAGUCCGGACACUCGCAGCAACUUCGAGCAGGCCUUCGAGGAGGCCAAGAAGAAACUCGCCAUGAAUAAGGACCAGUGGGACCCGGAGUUCCUGAAGGCCAUCCCGAUCAUGAAGACGCGCAGCGGGAUGCAGUUUUCCUGUGCGUCUCCCAGCCACAGCUGCCCGGAGAACACGUAUGAGGUGUGGGUGUGUAACAGCGAUGGUUACGUUGGUCAGGUGUGCCUGCUGAACAUCCGGGACGAGCCCACGGUGGAGGCCUGCAUCGCCGUCUGCUCCGCUCGCAUCAUCUGCAUCGCCACUGUUCCGGGACUCAAGAACAGAGAGCGUGUGGUUCACUCCACACCGACGGCUCCAUCAGAUUCAAACUCUGCAGCGACAACUCAACCACAGCUCCACAUCUGCAUCUCUGGCUCGUCUCUGGAGCUCAGCGAGCCGCCAGCGGUGCCCACUGCAGAACUCGUGCCCUUCGACAGCGACGACACUGACGAUGAGGACUCGCCCAGCCCUUCAUCAACACUGCAAAGCCAGGCCUCACACUCCACCAUAUCAUCCAGCUUCGGCAAUGAUGAAGCGGUGGUGGCGAAGGACAUGGCCACAGAGACCACCAGCUCAGAGGAGGAGCAGGAGUUCCCAGUGCCCAGCUCUUUUGGAGCCCCUCGCCUCAGUGCUGAGAGCCCCAUGGAUGGACGAGCCAUGCGCCGCUCCAGUCGAGGCUCCUUCACCCGCGCCAGCCUGGAGGACCUGCUGAGCAUCGACCCCGAGGCCUACCAGAGCUCCGUGUGGCUCGGCACCGAGGAUGGAUGCAUCCAUGUUUACCAGUCAUCAGACAACAUCAGAAACCGGAAGAACAGUAUGAAGAUGCAACACUCGGCUUCAGUCCUUUGUAUCCUGUAUCUUGACAAUAAAGUGUUUGUGUCUCUGGCAAACGGAGAGGUUAUUGUGUAUCAGCGGGAGGCAGGGAGUUUCUGGGAUCCUCAGAGCUCUCAGACUCUGUGUCUCGGGUCUCCAAGCGGACCUGUGACUAAAAUGGUUCCUGUGGCGGGAAAACUGUGGUGUGGCUGUCAGAACCGCAUCCUUAUCAUCAACACCAGCACUUUAACACAAGAGCACUGGUUUCAGGUGGGUCAGGACAGCGGGCGCUGCGUGACCAGUAUGGUGUGUUUUGGUAAAGGUGUCUGGAUCGCUCUGCAGGGCAGCGCUCAGGUGCGUCUCUAUCACUCCUCCACAUACGAGAGUCUCACUGAGGUCGACGUCGCUCCAGCCGUUCACAAGAUGCUGGCAGGCUCUGAUGCUAUUAUACGUCAGCACAAGGCGGCGUGUUUGCGGAUCACAGCUCUUCUGGCCUGUAAGGAUCUGCUGUGGAUCGGCACCAGUGCAGGGGUGGUGUUGACUCUGGUGGUCCCGCCGGUGUCCUCCAGCACAGGAUCUGGAUCUCUGCGUGUCCCGCUGAUCCCCAUGGGCUCUGCUCACGGACACACUGGACAUGUGCGCUUUCUGACCUGCAUCGAGCUGCCAGAGGGAUUCGACGUGUCUUUUCCUCCGCCAGCAGAGUCAGCAUCACAGAACAGCUCAGACAGCGGCACGGGAGGCCUACAGAGGCGAGAUUCAGCCAGACGACGCGCCUCCACCCUCCUCCCCACCAAAUCCAACCUGCUGGUCAUCAGCGGCGGCGAUGGCUAUGAAGACUUCAGACUGACCAAUAGCAGCGAGACGGUGGGGCGGGACGACAGCACCAACCACCUAUUGCUGUGGCGUGUCUAACAAAAGCCCCGCCUCCUCUACGUACAAGCUGCUGGACACGCCCAUGCACUUCACCCCAAAACCCCGCCCCCUUUCUGUUCUCUGGUGAUGCGCUUGUAAGACGUCGACAAAUUACGUUACGUUGUGUAUUUCGUAAAUGGUGUAAAAUAUUGAUCGCGCUUUGCAAUGUGAUGUUUCCUGUGGGCGCUUUUGAUAUCGUGUACGUUUGGAAAAGCGGAGGAAAGAGAAAAGAAUUGAUCGAGAGACGGUUCAAAUUUACAUUAAUGUAAAUUUACGUAAUAUAAAUGGGUUUAAAUGCUGAAGCAGGGAGGAUUGUGGGUAAUGGAUGUUAAAGACGGGGGUUUUUUUUCAUCGUAGAGGUCAGUCCGCACACUAUAUGGUCAACUACUGGUCUAGAAAGACUGUGAUUUCAUUGGAGAAUGAAGUUUUUGUUUUUGUUAAAGCUCUCUAUUUGUGCCGAGAGUUAUUCUUACGUAACCAAUGUGCAAUAUAAGGCUAGAGUACCUACAAAACCGCUAUAUCACUCACAAACACACACACUUUAACACUCCAAUAAUCAACAAACUCACCGUCAGAGUUAUUACACAUUAUCACUUUAUUCUUUCGGUUAUCGAAUCAUGUUUAUGUAUAAAAAAAAGAUUACGUCUUCACUAUGUUAUGUACCGCAAUGACAUUCCAUAUAUAGGUAUUGUGACAAAAGAAAUCGUUUUGUACAGUAUUUAUGUUUUUCAUUUUUAGUUACGUCUUUUUUUUACAUAGCACUUAAUUUAUAAAUAAAGCGUAGUCUGGCGGGGCUUGUUUUUUUUCUGCUGAAAGGUUUUGACAUUGGGUAGGGUUGCAUUCGUGAGAUUAUUCAAAGAUUAUAGCUUGAUGAAACAUCCAGGUUAUAUUUCAUUCUUAAAAUCAAAAUAAACUAACAUUUAAAAUAGUUUUGCAUUAAGAUCUGCAUUAUUUUUAACACAAUUAAGCAGAUUUCCCUCUAAUAAUGGCGUACUUUGAAAUAGGGUUGACAUGAUACUGGAAUUUGAUACUAAUCGAUACUGAAAUUUUAAAAACGUUUAUUUCACGCUAACAUUUGAGUGUGUUCUUAAACAGCGCUGAUUUUCCAUU
Molecule: messenger RNA, 4607 nt
Organism: Danio rerio (zebrafish)
Lineage: Eukaryota; Metazoa; Chordata; Actinopteri; Cypriniformes; Danionidae
Source: RefSeq, a predicted model, not a curated record